This is a messenger RNA of Cataglyphis hispanica, 2424 nucleotides long. Its product is annotated as kxDL motif-containing protein CG10681. NCBI's taxonomy places the organism in Eukaryota, Metazoa, Arthropoda, Insecta, Hymenoptera, Formicidae. Gene Ontology annotation, biological process: lysosome localization. Bases 603 to 1127 code for a protein of 174 amino acids. The transcript is spliced from 3 exons. Gene Ontology annotation, cellular component: BORC complex. The record is from RefSeq and is a predicted model, not a curated record.
GACAACGGCGGCGCGUCGUGUGCGGACUUUUGUCUCUCUCAGUCGAUCUCGCGUGUGUUGAUCUCUUCGCGGAUGUUAAGUCACAUUAUUCGUCUGGUAUCACGCGCGUAUAAAAAGCCGUAUUCCUCUUUCGCGCCAUCAAUGAUACUGCAGGAAGAGAUUAAUGUCAUAUCAAACGUUAUUUAGUAAAAUCAAUAACUUCGCCGUCGUUGGGUUAGACGGUCUCUAACGAAAUAUUGUCCUUGGAUGUUUCUUGCUCAAGAUACGUUUGGAAAAAAAUGCCAGAGCAUUGAAGUGAUAACGAAGCAAAAAAGGUCGAUACAAUAGACGUGCCAUCGUAAAUAUCGAUCGGUCAUAAUUUUUCUCUUAAUAUGACGUAUUGGAAGAGAUAUGUGGGCAGGUGCAAUCUGGAUUUUUCAAUAUGUAGUACUCAUCAUAUGUCAUCCAUGAGUCAUCCAAAAUAGAUGUAUCAACAGAAAUUUUGUACGAACAAGCGAUUUUAUGAUAGUUCUUAUGCCGACCAGAUGAGGCACAACUGCGUGAUGGAAUUAUUUGAUAAUGAAAAUAAAUUUGAAGCCUGAUAGUUUUGAUAUAAUAAAACUAUGGCAGCGGCGCAAGACACACCGGAAUCGGAUACCGGGAGUUUCGAAUGUUUUAGAAAUUACACAGCACCAGAAGUAUUCAUACAAGGCCUAGCUGGCAUUGUUGAUCAGCAGGAUGUAGAAUCUAUGAUACGUGCUCAAAAACAAAUGUUGCAGAGGUUUGAAAAAACUAACGAGAUGUUGACCAAUUGUAAUCAAUUGUCAGUACAUAGACUUAAAACAGCUGGCACAGAAUUCAAAAAGCACAUCGCUCUUUUAAUCGAGAUGAAGAGAGAUCUGGAUUAUAUUUUCAAAAGAAUUCGUUUGGUGAAGAAUAAAUUGAGUCAACAGUAUCCACAGGCAUUCAAUGAGGCGGUAAGAAGUAGUUUGGCGGAGGAAGUCAUUGUAGAGGAUGUCGAUUGCCCGGUAAAACCUCUCGAACCAGAAAUUGUGCCAUUGCCAUCCGUUCACGGUGCUGCCGAUCGAGAUCCCGACUCAGAUGGUAAUGAAACCUCUACUAAAAAUUGCCAUAUCGCUAAAGAGUAAAUCUGAUUUUUCGAUGAAUGUUCAAAUAUAAAUUACUUAAAAUUACCUACGGAACAAACGGGCAAUUAAUUCAGGUAACACAUCACAUUUCUAAUCUGUACAUUGGCGGAGAUGAAUCAAGUGUGUCUCUAUGUUUUGUUGUAAGAGACUGAAAAGGGACACCUGUUUAGUCUGAAUUGUUUAAAUAGUCAGAUGAUUUUAUCGUUGUGAAAUGUAAUAUGUAAGUACAUUACCUCUAUAUGAGAAUGCACAUAAAGAAUAUUUUGAAGAGAGUAUUUCUAUAUUAGAGAUCGAUGUUAAACAAGAAGCGACGUAUCUCGUUUCUCAAGAUUGCGCUUUACCUGACAAUUUGUGCACUUUCUCUCUCGUGGAAAACGUUAGUACAAAACCAUUGUAGAAAGAAUAUCAACUGCAACGACGUUCCGAUAUUUUCCGAUUAUUUCCACAAAUUUUGAUUACUACUUGCAUGUAAAAUUCGAUUGUCAUAUUACUGAUGCAAGUUUGCAAUACAAAUGGUACAAAGAAUAAAUAUUCAUAUUUAUAUAUACCAGUUGAUUUACGGAAAUUAAUGACAGAAAAUAUUAACGCGAAUGGUAUAAAUAAUUUUUUUAUCUUUUAAUUACGAAUGAGUGAGAAAUGCGUCAUGUUGAAUAUUUGAAAUAUUAUGUACACGUUAGAGACAUGAUGAUGGCGCAUUAAAUACGGAAAUUUAUUACUUUAAAUGUUUUCUCUUGAUUACGUAUUCACCGACUCGCGUAAGUAUGUACAUAUCGAGUAACAACAACAUGCUUUCAGUGUACGAUGGCCGAUCUAUUGCUUCUCGCAGCGCAUAGCAAAGAAAGCUUGUUUAUGUGUUAUAUAGUGCAUUAUUGUAAAUAAAGAUCGUUCGUUGUCUACCUCGUCGCAGAGUUUCAAUCUACUUCUUAUAGGUACGUCUAUAACGAUUUAUAGUUUGAUCGAGAAACAAUCCCGCGCACACAACCCAUAAUGCGACAAAACUUAAUAUAUAGGAACGCGUAGCUCAGUUAAUUAAAAGAUUAAAUUAAGUCGAUGCACGUCGCGGUUUCGGAUGCGAGAACGCGCGAAAUGAAGCCGUUGGGUCGAAUCUGUGAUCGUUUCAGACUCGUUAACAUUUUAGAUAGUCUAGACGGUGCGCGAUAAUUCUGCAUCUCGCAAAUAAAUCCAUUACAUGCGCAUUCUUACUGUAAGACGAUGCGAUCUACAUUGUAAAGAUCGUUUCGGUCGGCCGAGAGAGAAAGAGAGAAAUAUAUAAAUGUUCUUUGUUCUCGUUCUCCUA